This is a messenger RNA of Spirometra erinaceieuropaei, 12107 nucleotides long. The record is from the annotation of a GenBank genome assembly. Lineage: Eukaryota; Metazoa; Platyhelminthes; Cestoda; Diphyllobothriidea; Diphyllobothriidae.
AUGACUCUGAUAGUAAGUGAAACUGAAGUAUUAUUACACAUAAUUGGCUUAGAACCCUCAACAGAACCCUCCUCUUCCCGGCCGCGAGAGGAAUAGUGCCGAGAAUAAUUGUAUUUUACAUUUUUGUAAUAAAUCAUCAUUGCUACUUCGUCAAAACAUCUGCAUUAAACUUUCUUGUGGGGUACCGUAGUUCGUUUAGUAAUAAAUCGGAUUGGAAGUGCGAAAAAGAGUUUUCAUAGGUGCUAAAACGAAAAGGUCGCUAAGGAAAGGUGUCCCGCAGCUGCAUAGCGCCGUAUCGCGACUUUUCGCCAUUGCUUCUAUAGCGACCACAUGGACAAAAUCCGCUAUAAAUCGGUCAUUCUAUCGCGACUUUUCCACAGAUAGGCGCCGUCACCUCGCUAUGGAAUUGCUACUAGGGUAAUAUGAGACAUGCGGCCAGAAUUUAAUAUUAAGCAUAAUAUACACAAUAUAAAUCCUAGCAACUCAAUGGAUUCGUCACUCUGGCAUUUACUUUAUCCACACAUUUCUGAAUACAUGACCUUCAAAAAAAGCAUAAACUGAUAAUAGCUAUGUUCACACACGUGCGGAAGAAAGACAAAACUUGAAGAUGUCCAUAAUAUUUUCAGAAACCAGAGGAGGAUUUAAGACAUUUCUGUUUGUGACAGUUGGAUUGUAAAUAAUGCUCUUUCGGCACUUUCCUCAGGGAAACAAUUAACCCCCACACUCUACUUUGAAUACCCUUCUGAAUAGCCUUGCAGAAAAUGCCUUAAGGUAAACUUCAAGGUAUAGGCCAGAACUCUUAGUGAGCGUAAAUGCUAAACCUAAAAGCCGAGACAAACGGUCCCUCUGUGCGUUAUUGCUGAAGCAUUGUGAACGAGGAGGUAAUUAUAGCCGAGUUCGUAAUGCAGCAUAUAAAGCUCCUGUCUGUAGGCUACCGAGCAGCGGAACUACUUAUAAGGUAACCGAAAGCGACAUAAGAAAGCAAUCAAAUCAUUUCACCUUAGGCGAUAUGCAGGUAUCCAUGGUAAGUCCAAAUUGACUAACAGCUUUUAAAAUACGCCCCGAUUAUUCUCCUUCAGACCACUGCCGAUGAUUCUUGAAAACCGAGUUCGCGUUGUCAUUUUCAAAUAUUCGAGCGCUUUAUUGACCCCUGGUUGCGGCUUCUAUUGAGCUGUUAUUGUUGGAUCUUCUUUUCUGAAUUCUUGUUACGGUAUGUAAACUUACGAUAAUUGACUUAUUUGCUCUUUGCGGUCCCACCCACAACAUUGCGAGACACAUAUGGCAAGCACAUGAACUUCCGAUCUGUCGUAUAUGUCCUGUUGUCGUUCAUCUAACACUAAAAUCUCUCAAGCCCCCAUGCCUAUGGAAAGAGCUCCAUAUAAUAGUUAUCCGUAAAACCGUUUAUGCAAAUGGAAAAAAAUAAACGAUUUUAUUCAAUAUUCAUAAAGACACGGUAAUGGAAAGUGAAAGUGCAUUUUAGAAAGAAUUUCAGGAUGACUACACAAACACUGUACGGUGUUUAACUUGGAUUCAUAGAACAGGUAGUCCGAUAUGAAAACGGCUGGCAAAUAUCAAAGAGAAACUUCUUCGAGUUUUCUUCAGAAAGAGGAAAUUGAUAUGAUUUGAUUAGUUGUUGAGUAGAAGAAAACUGUCGCUCAUGAGACGGAUGAUAGCCAUGCGGGACAGGGCCAUACAUAAGGUGCGACCAUAUAAGAGUUCGAAGCUUUUCUUGUCGAGGAACAGCUGCGAUGCCGAAAAAGGCUUUUUGCUACUGGUGUGCCCAUAAUAUUAUGGGUAUGACGGUAGACGCAGCCGUCAGGAGAAAUCUGCCGUGAUCGUCAACAGACUGCUUAAGUUCGCGAAUGAGGUAAUAGCAUAAAAAUCGGUAAAAAUCCUCGCUCUUGGGAACGGAGAGAGAUUGCAGUGCACUUAUCAAUCCACUGCAAACAACGGGUUGCGAAGAACGAAUUGAUGGUUUCCACUUGAACAAUAAAGCAUAUUCCGUACGCCAUCAAACUACUCGAUAAUCAUUUCUGAAGUCCAGAACUGCAGCUUUCUGAAAAAACUAGUCUAAAAGAAGGCAUAUUUAGAUACAAAAAAGGGCGUUUAGAAGUAAAGCAAAGAAGCAGCAGAACAAUUAUGAAAGUAUUGGGCGUCGCAAAAGACUGAUAUCUCAGAGUAAGCACGCGGACGUUCGAAAGAUUCGAAUUGAUCGUCAAGGGAGCCGUGAUAGGGGUAGUUGAAAAUACGUUUAGGAAACACUGGCCUUCCCGCAUUUUUUUCAUGGUUGACGGCAGCUGCAUGCACUUAGUUAUAUUUAAAAAAUAUCUUCUAUUUCCUCGUUGGCCGUGUCUCUCGCCCUCCCAACGCCAGUGAGAAUUGUGGCCGUUGUCUUUCAUGGCAUUGCAUGCUGCGGCGACUUAAGCUUUGAGCACCAGUUGGUUGCCGGUGACUUCAAUAUUUCUGAAGUUACUUGUCUUACCCUUCCAGUUCCAGAAGGCUCGAAAAUUUUCUUAAGUCUGCGAAUGUUAAGAUGUGGAGUCAGGUAGUUGCUGUUCCCACAUUCAUUAACAGCACAUCCACGAAAACCUGCGGUAGAUCGCCGUUUGUUUUCAUCACAUCAUGACUUCCUACCUCACCCGCAUCUCACUGUACAUAUAUCUCACCCAACCGCUAUCUUGCAUGCAUUAGUGAGGCCUGCGUCUCGGCUCCUUCUCUAUGUGGCCCCAAAGCUGCAAGUGUGAGCGGAGUCUGAGUCUUCCGUGGCUCGAAUACAGCCGACUGAUACCCCAUCUCAAUUCACGCGGUUAAUCUAGUUGUGUGUGUGUGCGUGUGCGUGCUUGUGUGUGUGUUUGUGUAUAGUGUGGACUAGUGGGCUGAGAGCCAAGCUGAAGCGGCCCCCUCUGCAGCGAUCUGUGUCACUCUCAUGUGUGUGAGGAGAGUAUGUAUACUCCAUGGGCAGUGCCUCUCCGUCGACGACUCCCUCGAACACUUUUUGGUUGCCUAACCUUAAGAGAUGACGGCUCGGACCCAGGAAAACGUAUCGCAUUUCAGGGUCAAAAGCUUUCUAAGCGUCUGCUAUGCCACCACCAGCUAGCCAUGACAAUUGCAGCCUCGUAUUCGCUUGUAGGUCUCAGACACCUAGUACCCUGCCGUUAGGUACCCUUGUGAUCCCGUUAGGUAUAAAAGUUGUGGACAUGGCUGCCAAGUCAUCCUUGUCGCUCUAGUCUCUGAUGGGGUGUUGUUGUUGUUUGCGAAAAAUUCUGAUCCUUCUGUGUGUGGACCAGGGGGACGGCGACACAUUUAGGCGUGGCUCCGGCCCCUGCGCUUUCCCCUCACCUCCGGUCUUCUUGAUUCCGUCUUGACACCGGGUCCAGGUGAAGUUUUAUUGUGUCACAUACCUAUCGACUCUGUAGUAAAGGAGAAGGCUGCAACAGCCAGCUCAAGAACAGGACCGUUAAAAACAGACAUUAAAACCGAAUUCAUUUAAUUAUUAAAAUAAUCUUCACAGUAUAGUGGUGAAAACGAACACCGAGUAUGCGUGGUCGAUCCAAUUUGACCUUGACAGCCGCAAGAAAUUGUUUGAAUAUUUAAAAUCGGCCUUGACAAGCGUCUUUCGGUAAGCCGCCUGGAAGUGGUGCGCGGUCCUGACGCGUUAAAUGUUCCCGGUUUGAUCCACUUUACCUCUAAUUAGUUGCCUUGCAUGUAAAAACGUAAACUUUCGCAACUUGUUUUUAACAAUAUGUUCGUGAUUUAGAGGGACAGAAAUUUCUGUAACGCAUUAACCGUUACAAUUGACCCAAAAGCUUGUCGUUUUGCACGUAUAGAUUUAAUUUCUUAAAUAACAACGCUCUUCAUAUGACUACAGGGCUCCUGCUUGCUCAAAAGCAAAAAAGACUGUUCAAUAUUCUCGACGAUGCACAUUUUGCGACUCUGUCUCGCCCAGGGCAAAUCCUUACGUGUUAGCUUAGAUCUAGAAUACCCAACUCUAGUUGACUCGCUAGUCGUCUCUGCAGACAGAAUCCGCCGAUGGGUUCUUCGCGUUUUGGCGUCAGUUGUGAUGAUGGGCAGUAAGUUUGACUUACUCGCGAAGAGCUAGACAGAGGCCAGUGCAAUGUUACUAGGGCAAUCGCACUUUUUUACUGAGUUUUCCCAAGCAAACGACCUCUCAAUGCCAAGCUAAUUAUUAGGCAUUAAUAUGUACCUCUAAUUCAUAGUAGUGGUUUAAAGUCCUGCUAUUUAACUAACGAAGGAAAACAAAGUGCUAGAUGCCAUAUAGCAUAACCUACGUUCCCAUCUCACAUUGCAAAAACCUUGAAGCCUUGCCAAGACUUUUGACCUAAUGCAUGUCCUUUACGAUCAACCACCCUUGCCAUCUCAAUAAUUUUUGAUAAGUUUGGUUAGCAAAAACAUAUGCCACAUUAAAUUGCCUCAUCAUCACUGACAUCCUAACUACAAAUAUGGUGUCAUAAAUGAAUGUGAUACAUAAAUUUCCGUAUUUCACAUGGAGCCGUCUUGUACAAAAACAUCCUAAUUAUUUUUAUUAAAAUAGACAAAACACAUAAAAUUAAUUAGUCUCUUUGAUUGACACAACUUUCUGUAGCAUAAAUUUCAAAACUUCGCACUUUCUUUCUCCGUCUAAAGAUACAUCGUAUUUUGCGUUUCAUCAUUAUUUUCGUCCCCGAUAUAGCUUCAUUUUCUCCUAGUUAAUUACGCGAUUUGAUAAGACAAAAUGUUGAAUGACAUUUUUAAGACUUCCUGCAACGUGAUUAGCGCUCUGAUUGGAUUACCAUAUGCAAUAUGCGCACACACUUAAUUGUGAACGUUUAACUAUUUAUCAUAACAGAAUAAUAGACAGGGUGUUGCACCACCCGUCUAAAGUGUACAUUUGUCCUGUCAGAGGACAAUUCCUUAAUCAGCUUUGCCAUUCGGCAAACUUACUUUUAUAUAUUUUCCCUAUUGUAUUAGCGUGAAUUUUCUUUGUUCUCUGCCGAAACCAAAGUUAUGAUUUUAAGCCAGUAUGAAAAGCUCGAAAAAUAUUUAUGACAGGGUCUUUUAGUAUUUUGGAAUCUAGAUGGAGUUCUGCUCAAUUACGAUUUCGUUCUCGGUUUCUCUUCUGGAAACUAUUUUCGGUUGACCAGUUCUGAUAAGACAACGCGUUUUGUGUUGUAGAUUUGCUUAAAGCUACACAUAACAGUCGUUUUUAGAUGGCAGCUGCACAAUUACAACCCUCUACGAUUUUCCGAAACGUACAAUUUUUCGUUUUGUGCAGAAAUUUGGGAAUCUGAUUAUGACUAGUAUGUUGCAUUUUCAACACAAAUGCACUGGUUUUACGUGAACUUUAUCUUUUAGUUUGUAGGAAUGCCAAUGAUUCCAGCCGAUUUCACUACUGGAAGUCCAGAGGUAAUUUUUUCAAGUCGAAUCCUACUUUUUAGUUACCCAAUUUUAUUGAGGAACAUUUUUCGUGUGUGCGGUGUACGAAGUUUGUUCCAAAAAUUGAAAGCGGUGCAGAAGAUAGGAAUGCAUUGUCGGAGUCUUGCCGUAUUCAUUAUUUCUGUUCUGUAGGUGCCACUGCGGAUAUAACUUGGAAGCUCACAGUAGCUCCUCUAGAGCUUCAAAUGAAAGCGUCAGAAAAUGGGAUUCAAGUUUUUUGUCUAUAGAAAAGCCCACAAAUGCUUACGGGAUACUCAGAUUCAUGAAAGGGCCUUUGCCUGAUCCUGCAAUUUGUCAUGUAUGUUCUGGAAUUGUAGCGAAGCUCUCAUGAAUAUGACAAUCUUAUUGCAUCAUGUUUUUGAAAAUAAGGCUGCUUAAGCUGUGUAGUAAAUUGAAAAUGGUGCGCGGUGAUACUGAUUGUAGCAUUUUGACGUGAUUCUCAUUUCGCUGAAAAUGCAGAAGCCCGUGCAUGUUUGCAGCACGCUUUUCCACAUUAAAAAUGAUAUCGCCUUAUUACGACAAUUACUGAGUUAACCAAAGCAUAUACUUCUUUUUGAUUGUAAAAUUUUAAGCAUGCCGUUAUGAAGGUCGUUUUCAGAAAAUCAAAUAAGCACGAUCAGGAGGGUACACUGACACUAAAUCGCUGAUUGCUUAAGCAAGAUAUGGUCAUUAAACAGUAGUUCUUCUACAUAAGCAGCAGAAUGUCUGCUAUUUCAUAGAUUUGCAUAAAGCAGGGAUAGCCAUUUAUGUGGGUAAAUUGACUGAAGACAGUGGAAAGGCAACAUGUCUAGAAAAACCUCAUCAUGCUCGCGGCCCAUCUAGGAAAUAUAAUUUUUGUGCUCCUCAUUAUUGGCUAUCUUCUAUUAAAUUUCUAAGAUGAUUUCAAGCCAAAGACAAUCUGGCUUAGUAGGACGUAACUCCAAAUGAUGAAGCUAUGGCGAGGGCAAUUGUAGGUCGUCGUAAGUAUUCAAAAGUUUUACAGCGUGAAUGAAGUUAAUGAUUUUCAGAAUCUGUUUUAUAGAGUUGUUGAGCGUGAGCUCAUGGUAAUAUUGUCGACAUUAUAUGGCUUUACUAUAUCUUUCCGCAUAAAUUCACACCCUGACUCAAUUCUCACUUUACAAAUAUGCCUACAAAUUUUCACAAUCUCAGAAAGGUUCCGUAAGUGACAUUAGAUCUCCAAUUUCCUAGGCCCGACGACAACUGGUUACGUUGCGCCUAUCAUUUUAUGCGAAUAUGCUGAGCAAUUGGAUAAGUAGAGGGUUCCCUUGUAAGACUAUUUGCAGGUACUCUAUUCUCGUUACUUUAACAUAAAAGGUUUACAUACUUCAGAGCUGGCAUCUGCUUUGUAACAUAGAAGUAGUAACCCUUUUCCAAAAAACGUAUUAUCUCCUAAUGUGGAACUGGAAUCUUUGGCAGUCCAGGCUAACUAUUCUGCAACAUCUCAUCUUAGGACAAACGCGUUUGUCUAAAAUUACUGAAUUUUAAACGGACACUUUUUUCUACUCUUUUGUAUUUUAUGUAUCUAUGCAUCUCUUUAAAUUUUAUUGUACCGGCAGUGUUCGAAGUGUGUAUAGGUUGUUUUUUUCCGAUAGCCCAUUGCUUCGGUGUAUGGGAUGUUCCCCGUCUUACAAGUGAUUUCUUUCCAGUACCUACGCCUUUCCGACAAGGAUGAUAUGAACGCCGUCUUAGAACUUUUAACAAAUCAUUGGGACGUACUUCCGAAGACUCAGGACACGGUUUGCUUAUCAUUUCUUGGAAACCCCAGAGAACCGCCCACCCAGCGCCUAGUUGAACUGUUGGAGAUAGUAAGCACCUUCUGAAUAUCGUCACGUUUUAAUAUAUACUGCACUUUUACUGUAAAACCCAGUUUUGCCUUACUGAAUAGAGUUCUUUUAGUUUAAGUGCCAGAAUAUUUUGGGCAUGUCGUAUGGUGGAUGCAGAUUGUAGUCUCGAAGAAAUAAAAUUUGCCUUUUCAUCAAAAAAGCAACUGGAGGCAAGCUUUUGCAGUUACAACUUGUUCUAGUUUAGUUUGCUAGACAAGAUAUCACACAGUUGUUAUAGACUUUUGCUAAGGCCAUUAUUUGUUUAAUAGGAUGAUUCCAAAGUGGCUGCAUGAAAAGACCGCACCAAGGAUGUCCGUGCAGUGUGCCAUGGGCUAGGUUUUUAUGAUUUGAAUUAAAAAUUUUCAGAUCUUUGACCUAUGUUGCCAUCUUGUGCCGUCUCGAAAAUUCAUGAGAAAGUUGACACGAUGGAGUACAAAGCAAGUUCCUAAUUGCAGUAGAUGCUUCGCCAGACGAGUAUAGCCGAAAACCAGUAAAAGUGAGGAAAUCUUCCUUCUUGACAUUUCAGCGUUUGGUGAUUAUUAUCAGAUAUUCAGAGCUAUUUACAGUGUCAUUCACACGAGCAGAUACAAUGGAUGAAAGCGGACGUAGAAUUUUUUUUACCUGAAUGCCAACGUUCACACGUUAUCACGGCGUUGUAGAUAUGAAUGCAGUAUCUCUGGGAUGUGGGCGCUGCACGGCCGGUUGCCAGAUUUUGCGGUACUUUCGUCUAUGAUAUCGGUAUCGCGACCUUCAUGACAAGUUCUGGUUAUUUUCAUAAUAAAAUCUCAACAGCCAUACUAAUCUGCUGUCCUACUGGGUGACAGUUCGCCCAUCGAACUAUUGCUGGCUGAAGAAUCAGCCCCUAGGUAACCCACGUGUUCUUCUAUUCUUGUGAAAGUUCUAAAUCAACCGAACGUGAAGACGUUGCCCCAUCGUUCUUUUUCAUCCGCAUAAUCCGAGCUAACGUCAUUCUCAUAUGUUCUGGAUGCAUUAUCGGAUGCUUGCGUUGGGAAUAUUCCUCUCAGUGUGAUUGACAUAAUAGGCCUGAAAGGAAAGGCGGGAAAAUUGUCAAAAGACUGGUCUCGCUUUUUGCGCCACUCCGGACUUGAGAACCUGGUGUUGGAUGACUGUCUACAGCCCUUGUACGAGAUCGACCCCAAGUAGAGCGAAAAGAUCGAUCACAGUCUCCGCGAUGUCUCAAUCUACAAAGUCUGUUGUCGGAAUAUGAAUUAGUGUGAUUGCGCGUGACAUCUCUUCGCCGUCAUUACAGUCUAAUUAAGUUAUUUUUAUAGCCGUUCGUCCUUCAUAGACCGAAAUCACUUUGGGUUAACAACCUUUUUGUACUUUGUUGCCCUUAAACUCAACUGGAUAAUACAGCAACCUCAAGUAAUGCUGUUUGUUGUGUAUUUGGAUUUCGUAGUUAGAAACCAAAUUUUACACGCUCAUAACCCAUUUGCUUCGAUUACGCUGAGAAUACUGAGAUGGGUUUUUAAAUCGAGUCUUAUGUCUUUCUAUUGAAGUUUCAGUCUUUGAGCUGUCUUCCAUCGGCAAAACGGCAGUUAUUUCACCGUUGGUCAAGAGGGCUUACAAAAUGCUAUGUUAGCAUAUUAUAUUUGACGAUCAGGUCUUCAUGACCGCAGAAAGCUGGCGCAACACUUGCCCUAACUCUUAGCGAACAGCUCUAUAGGGUGUAUAACAAUGUUCUUUUCUUAUGACAACGUUAUUUGGUACUCCCCAUCCACAGACAAUGCGCUUGUUUCUAAAAGAUUUACUCGUUAACAAUUUAUCUGAAUAUGGCCAUUCUUCCUGUCGUAGAUGUUAGGUAUAACAAUUAUGACAUCGCACAGACGAUUUCUAGUGACAGCGGGGUUCGUGUUUCUCCCUAAGUGCCAACAGUUCAUACCAGUUUCUGGUGCUUUCGCACAGACUUCUCUAGUAACUGAUAUGUGUUGUUUUUGGUCCUUCACGACAAUUUUUGACAUAAGUGAGGCCGGCCAUCUUCAACACUGAGACUCUUUUUCCUUUGCUCCUCGGAGCUGAAGGUUCGCAAGGGUUCAUUUAUGCGAGAUAUGUUUUGUUAAAGUUUAUAUUCGUAAAGGAUCUGUUUUUACGUUCGCCGCCCUAUAGGGUCUCAUUGAAACAGUCCGAACCGUGGAUGUGGUGGUAGUCGCAACUGGAGAAGACUGUCCAAUGACGCGGAGGAUCGGAAGAGCAUUGGAAAAGGUUGACGAUCUUCUGAGAAAGGACGGUAAUCCAAGAGUUCGCUUCAUCGGCUUGAUGCCCUGGAGCCUGGUCACGCAAAAGGAAAUACUCACAGUUCAGGUGUGUAUCAGUCAGUGAUUGACACCAUCUCCUACAACCAGACGGUUCAGAUUUCUGACCAAGGCACAUUAGCAGUCGUUUUCGUUCAUUAUUGAGCAAUGUUAAGUGUCACUGGUCGUAAAUUUUAAAACUCUGUUGCUAGCAGUAUGGUACCUUUAAUGGAGAUGAUCGGAUGGCCCUGCUACAUCACAUAUCCAUUCUUUCAUUACUUUAAAACACCGUCCGCUAAAGUGUCAAACAAACCUUGUAGUUUAGACUUAUAAAUACAAAAUUGAUAUGAGUCGGAAUUUUCGGUUAUUGUGACUUUAAAGUGCAAAAGCUGUGCAAAACUUUACUGUGAGCUUAUGCAUGGUAAGUGCUCACUUCCGUGUCUUAAUUCAUAACAUAGUUAUACCUGUUGCCUCGUUUACCGUCCUGACCGCACAGAUACUAGCUAAAAACCAAGACACGUGUUUAGACGAUAUCUUGCCACUGCAUAAGUCAGCUACGAGAGUUUGGUCUUGUCCCUGGGUCCUCCAACGUUCCCGUGUGCUUCCUGGCAGACACUACAAUUUAGAUAUUGUUACUUUUUUCUUUCCUCAGAAAUUAACUACGUCGAAAUUUGUCGUUUCAGUAAAAUAAAUCAUGCAACACCCUUGCAUUACUGACUGCAUUUCAGCAACUUGCGGAUAUUACGCGGUUAUCCCGCCGACAUCGACGGAUUUCAGCACAAAUAGUUAUAUCAACUUCUCAACUGAGCCUAUAAAAAUUUCAUUCCGAGUGACUUGCUCCAAAUUAACGCAUUAAUGUCUGGGCGAUUAAAAAGAUAACAUGCAGUAGAUGUGCUACCGAAUGAAAUGUUGGCCAUAAUUCUGAAAUGCGUCUUCGAAUCAAAAAGAUUAAUUAAGAAGGGCUGUAAUGUUAACUGACGUGCAACAUUAUCCUUAAAUAUUUCAGUAACUUCAGGAUGCCGGCUUUUGAAUAAACUUCUUUUUAGCCGCCUGCGAAAACUUCACAGUUUAAAAAAUGACUACUCAAAUGGUAUGAAUUCUUCACACUGAUUUUCGAUGGCCUGAUAAAUUCAAACAUAUUUCAUAUAAAACACACAUAAAAUUAUUCAUCCUCUUACUCAUUCGGUAGAAACUGACGUCAUUUUUAAACCUUAUACCUGACGGAGGGGUAUAAUCUGGUGUUAAAAAAGUUUCGAAGGCAACGGUAUAUAUAAGGUCCCCGCUUAACUGCUGGUACAGCGUGGGUCGUGUCAUAUGGGGAUUUAUCUUGGCAGACGUUGGCAUGCCGUUUGAGAAAUUACACUGCGGACAACGAUUACUUCCCAAGACCUCAGCCCUUAGCUCGAAAUCCGUUAUUUUCUGAAAUUUACUUUUUAUUUAUUGUUUAAUUACUACUCUCAUUUCAGUUGUCAUACGAUAGCGCAGGAUAAGACUUUCGGCAUAAAUCUAGGCAAUUUCUGUGUUUUUUUUCAUCUUGUCAAGUUACUGUCUAGCUUGCUGCCGCACCCAUAAAACUCCCCUCAUCAUAAAUCUUGUAUGACACGAUUCACAUUUUACUUACGGUUAAGUGGAGCCCUUCUCCAUACCGUUACAGUUUCUAUUUGUGCGAUUUUUUCAGACGGCGAAAUGCCUGUUCAUAAACCUCGUGUCUCUGCGUUAACUAGUGCUGCUAGUAAAGUUUACAAUAUGACACUAAUCCAUUGCUAAUUUUUAUAAACUUCAUAUAGUCUCCUUUUAAUACCGUAGAAAAAUGUAUGGCUUUUGGUACACGGAAAAUAUACAACUUGAGUUUGGAAACUCUGACUACAAGUGUAACAGCAUGUCGGGUUCGAAAUUAUUUCGGAAUCGGAAAACUUUUUUAAAAUCAAGUUAUACCCUUCUUCCAAAGAUUAGGUUUAUAGAAGACGUAAUUUUCUACCAAAUGAGUAAAAGAAUGAAUGUUUUUAUGCGUGUUUUAUAUAAAAUAUAUUUGAAUUUAUGAGGGCAUUUAAAAUCAAUGAGAAGAAUUCAUACUACUUGAGUAGCCAUUUUUUCAGGGCGUUUUUUUGCAGACGGCUUAAAAGAAGUUUGUUUAAAAGCCAACAUCUUGACCAAACUGAAAUAUCUUAGAGUUAUGUUCUACAGUAAUUAAUAUUACAACCCUCUUUAAGUCAUCCUUUCGAGUCGAAAACGCAUUUCAGACUUUCGGUUAACAUUUCAUUAGUUAGCACAUCAACUGUGCUUAUGUCUACUUUUAUUAUAAAUAUGGCCUAUUUAUAUUUUAAUAUUAUUUUAUUGCCAUCUUUUAGGCACUAUGUUGCUGCUUAACUGUUUAUUUUCCUCACUUUAGGGUGGAAAGGUCGACUACGACUCAACGUUUUAUGAGGAUCAUACACUGCAGAUAUCACCAUUUCUAACCCACGUCCUCCUUCUUGAUGAUGGAUUUUGCAAAACGCCAAACGUUUUGAACUGCAACGAAUUCCGUUGGCGGCUGGAAAGCAAAAUUUGCAGUAAAUGUCUUAAGAUUCGAUUGGUUUUCCCUAGAUUUUUCUCACAGUAA